UAGCUCUUAAUAAUAAUGGUGAUGUCACUGACAGUCCCAGGUAUGUAUGAGUAUCAAUUGGAGUCACACUUUGAGCACUACUGCCAAAUGAAUGGAGGGCAAAGAUUAGCAUUUGUACCUGUAGUAGCAGGUGGAGAGAGAGCCUGUCAUAUUCACUACACUACAAAUGAACUCAAAUUAAAUGAAGGAGAGUUAGUAUUAUUAGAUGGAGGUGUUGAGUAUUGUGGGUAUGUUAGUGAUAUUACACGUACUUGGCCUGUCAAUGGAAGGUUUACAGCUGCACAGAGAGACCUUUAUGAAGCUGUUCUGAGAGUGAAGGAAGCUUGUAUUAAAUGUUGUCAAGUUGGUGUAACACUAAAUUACAUUCACUCAGUCUCAAAAGAGUUGCUACAAGAAGAAUUGAAAAAAUUAGAAAUUUUACCUACUGAUCUAGAUGGACCAGAUUUAAUUCAAGCACUCAAUGGUUUGUAUCCUCACGAUAUUGGGCAUUAUUUAGGAAUGGACGUACAUGACACGCCCCUUCUGUCUCAUAACGUGGUUCUUCAGCCUGGUAUGGUAAUUACUGUAGAACCAGGUGUCUACAUUAGGAGGGACUUCCCCAUUCAAAACCACAUCAAAGCUAAAGAGUUUCUUGGAGCUGCUGUAAGAAUUGAAGAUGAUGUCCUCAUUACUUCUGAUGGACCUCAAGUACUGAACAAAGGGACACCUCAAACUGUUGAGGAAAUAAGUGCAAUAAUUAAUUAAUUAAUUAAUAAUUAAUUACU
Messenger RNA from Amphimedon queenslandica, 764 nucleotides. Its product is annotated as probable Xaa-Pro aminopeptidase 3. Gene Ontology annotation, cellular component: mitochondrion. The transcript is spliced from 7 exons. NCBI's taxonomy places the organism in Eukaryota, Metazoa, Porifera, Demospongiae, Haplosclerida, Niphatidae. Bases 16 to 744 code for a protein of 242 amino acids. Gene Ontology annotation, biological process: proteolysis. The record is from RefSeq and is a predicted model, not a curated record. Gene Ontology annotation, molecular function: aminopeptidase activity.